Morus notabilis is the source of this 1197-nucleotide messenger RNA. Its product is annotated as leucoanthocyanidin reductase. Lineage: Eukaryota; Viridiplantae; Streptophyta; Magnoliopsida; Rosales; Moraceae. The record is from RefSeq and is a predicted model, not a curated record. The transcript has 5 exons. Bases 80 to 1048 code for a protein of 322 amino acids. Gene Ontology annotation, molecular function: oxidoreductase activity.
CAAUAUUGAAGGGAGGGAACAACACGCAAAGAAAGAGUGAAAGCAAACCAAAAGAAAAAAAAAAAAAAAAAGAGCAAACAUGAGUGGCUUAGCUUCAACUCCUCGGACCUUGAUCAUCGGAGCCGGGUGCAUGGGCCAGUUUGUUGCCGAAGCCUGCCUCGACGCCGGCAUCCCCACCUAUAUUCUGAUUCGGUCGACUCGUAACCCCCCUUCUAAAACGGAAACCAUCAAGGCUUUGCAAAACAAAGGAGCUGUUAUUGUACACGGUUGCAUUGAAGACCAACCAUUGCUGGAGAAAAUUCUGAGAGAGCACAAGAUUGAAGUAGUGAUAUCAACUGUUGUUUGCUUUUUGGAGCAGCUUCAUUUAGUGGAAGCUAUCAAAGCUGUGGGAACUGUUAAGAGGUUUUUACCAUCCGAGUUUGGGCACGACGUAGACAGAGUGGAUCCAGUGGAGCCGGCACUAUCAUUGUACAAGAUAAAAAAGAAGGUGAGAACAGAAACCGAGAAGGCAGGAAUCCCCUACACUUACAUAUGCUGCAACUCUAUUGCUGGUUGGCCCUACCAUGACAACGUCCAUCCAAGUGAAGUUCUCCCACCCUUGGACGCGUUCAAAAUCUACGGUGAUGGCACUGUCAAAGCUUACUUCAUUACGGGUUCUGACAUUGGAAAGUUUACUGCAAAGGCGAUAACGGAUGAACGAGCAGUAAACAAAACAAUUCAUUUUCGACCGAAAAGCAACAUGUUUAAUGUGAACGAGCUUGCAUCUUUGUGGGAGAAGAAGAUUGGACGAACUCUCCCUAGAAAAUUUAUGACUGAGGAAGACCUUCUCACUGCUGUUAAAGAGCUACCACUUCCUGGAAACGUCGUUUCAGCUCUUACUCAUGACAUUUUCAUCAAGGGUUGCCAAGUUAGAUAUUCAUUGGACAAGCCCGCUGACAUCGACGUGUGUUCUCUCUACCCGGACACGCCAUUUCAAUCCAUGGAUGAGUGCUUCGAUGAGUUCAUCGCAAAGUUUCCUGAAGCUUUGAGAGCUCCUUCUCACAACUAGACCAGAACUGGUCAUAACAUGAAGACUUUGAACACUAAUUUGCUCGUACGAACAAAUGAGGUUUCUAUGUCUGUCUUGAAUAAAUUCACAUGAUGUAUUUGCAGCUAAUAGAUAAUUCUGUAACUCAAGUUUGAGUUAACCUUUCUUUA